GAUACUAUAAAUAGGAACUCUAUAAACGUUGCCUUUCAUAGUUUGGUUUCUUCAUUAAUUGUUUUAACAACUGAAAUAUCAAUGAGUGUUCUUUUAGUGCUUUUGUUUCUCAGUCUAGCAACCGUUAAUAUUAAUGAAGGUUGCAUUGAGAGUGAGAGGCAAGCCCUUCUCAUGUUCAAACAUGAUGUCACAGAUGGUGCAAACCGAUUGAGCUCUUGGUCUCUUCAUCAUGGUCAUGGAGAUUGCUGUCAGUGGGAUGGGGUUGUUUGUGACAAUGUGACGGCCCAUGUGCUUGAGCUCCAUCUUGCAAAUCCUCGACCUCUUCUGGAUGAUUAUGGCAGUGAUGCUGAAAAUGAAGCCACGGAGAGGUCUAAGCUAAGAGGUAAGAUAAACCCUUCUUUGCUUAACUUAACGCAUUUGAGUUAUUUGAAUUUAAGCCAGAAUGGGUUUGGAGGUAUUCCCAUUCCCGACUUCAUAGGUUGUAUUGAGAGUUUGAGACACCUUGACCUCUCCAAAGCUGGAUUCGGAGGCUUGGUCCCUAAUCAACUUGGAAAUCUCUCAAGUUUGGAGUACCUUAAUCUUAGAGCAGAUAUUGAAGAUAAUCUCUAUGUUACCGAUCUCCAAUGGUUGUCUGGUCUUUCCUUGAUAGAACACCUUGAUUUGAGUGCUGUGGACCUUGCACAGGCUUCCAAUUGGUUGCAAGUACUGAACACACUUCCUUUCUUGAAAAAUUUAUAUUUGUCAGGUUGUCAGCUUCCACAAGUUCCUCCACCCACACAUCUUAAUCUAUCAUCUCUUGCAAUUCUUGACCUUUCUUUAAAUGAUAUUGAGAAUAGUUUGGGAGGAUCCAUAUUUCAUGGCCUUGUAAAUAUGACUUCCCUUAGACACCUUGAUCUUUCUAAUAACCUUUUUAAUUCGUCGAUACCUGAGUCGUUGUAUAGUCUUGAUUCUCUCCAGUUUCUCAAUCUUGGCUCUAACAAAUUCCGAGGUAAGCUUUCAAGUGCUAUAGGAAACAUGACUUCUGCCAUUGACCUUGACCUCUCAGAUAAUGAACUUGAAGGACCGAUUCCAAUAACAAUGGGAAAUCUUUGUAACCUAAAGUCAAUCGUUUUCUCAGAGCUUAACUUGAAUCAAGAUGUAUCAACCAUUUUAGCAGUUUUGUCUGGAUGUGUCUCUAAUCAAUUAGAUAAAUUGGAUUUAAGUGGGUGUCAUCUGUCUGGUCAGUUAACCAAUCAACUUAGGAACUUCAAAAGUUUGAAGGAACUACAUUUGUCUGGAAACUCUGUCUCUGGUCCCAUUCCAAUCUCCAUUGGAGAGCUUUCUUCCUUGAGAGUCUUAGAACUUGAUCAGAAUCAAUUGAAAGGGCAGCUUCCCAGUUCCAUUGGAAAACUUACAAAUUUGGAAAUCCUUGAUAUUUCUACUAAUUUGUUGGAGGGUGUUGUUUCGGAAAUUCACAUCGGCAAUCUUCCGAAAUUGAAAGUUUUUCAGGCUUCUAAGAACUCUUUUGUUUUAAGAGUCAGUCCUGAUUGGAUUCCUCCUUUCGAAAUUGAACUCCUAGGAUUGAGGUCUUGGAAUGUAGGUUCAAUGUUUCCUUUGUGGCUUCAUUCACAAAAACAUCUAAGGUAUCUAGAUAUCUCUGGCUCAAGGAUUUCUGAUAGCCUUCCUGGUUGGUUAUGGAAUUUCUCCUCCCCAUUCCAAUAUUUGAAUCUCUCACACAACCAAAUCCAUGGGCAGAUUCCUGGUAUACCUUGGGCUAUGUCGGUUGAUUCAGUGAUUGACCUUAGUUUUAAUCUUUUGAGUGGCCCUUUAGCUCAAAUUUCUCCCAAUGUGUUUUUUAUAGACAUGUCAAAUAAUAAUUUCUCAGGAUCUCUUUCACCUCUUUUAUGUUAUAAGUUGAAGGAGACCAUGGGAACAGUAAUUCUUAAUCUUGGUGGAAAUGUUCUAUCUGGGGGGAUUCCAGAUUGUUGGCUGAAUUGGCAGAAUUUACAGGUCAUAAAAUUAAGUAACAACAGACUUAAUGGAAGCAUUCCAAGCUCAAUGGGAACUCUACAGUCCAUUGUAUCAUUGCAUCUUCAGAAAAACCACCUGUCUGGAGAAAUUCCGUUGUCAUUGAACAACUGCACAGAUUUAAUCCUACUUGAUGCUGGUGAGAAUGAAUUGCAUGGGAGCAUCCCUCGAUGGAUAGGCGAUAGCCUUCGAAAGCUGGUAGUCUUGAGCCUUCGUUCGAACAAGUUUUCUGGGUACAUACCGGAUGAGCUCUGUACUAUUGGUUCUCUCCAAGUCUUGGACCUUGCCGAUAACAAUCUCAUUGGAAGUAUACCAAGAUGUGUAAGUAAGUUUCGAGCAAUGGCAAAGUUUAAUGGCUCGAUGGGAACUGCUAUAUCUUAUGUGAUUAGUGCAGGCACUUUUGUUGCAACACUUGUGAUGAAAGGUCAAAUGCUAGAGUAUGGCACAAACCUUAACUUGGUGAGAAGCAUAGAUUUGUCUAACAACAAAUUAUCAGGAGAGAUCCCCGUGGAAGUAACAAGCUUAUUCGAAUUGCAGACAUUGAAUUUGUCCCAUAAUCUUUUGUCUGGAACAAUUCCUGACAGAAUUCGUGAGUUGAGAUCACUGGAAUCUGUUGACUUCUCUGUAAACAAGUUGUCUGGUUCAAUACCUGAAAGCAUGUCGUAUCUGACAUUUUUGAGCCACUUGAACUUGUCUUUCAACAAUUUGUCCGGAGUAAUCCCUUCGAGCACUCAGUUACAAAGCUUCAAUUCAUCGUGUUACGAAGGCAAUCAACUCUGUGGAUUGCCAGUUCCUAAUAUGUGUCCUGAAAAUGGUACAAUUCACGGUGUUGGGCAUGGAGGUGGAAACGGCAAUGAAAAUGAAACAGACUGGUUCUGGUUCGGGUUAGUAGUCGGAUUUGUUAUCGGCUUUUGGAGUGUGUUUGGUCCAUUGGUGUUUGAUAAGCGAUGGAGGUCCAUUUAUACACUUUUCGGUUCUCAAACAAAUGUGGAAAAUCAUUAACUCUGGUCAUGGCAUGUCUUGACUUUCAAUGAAGACUGUUGAUGUCAGAAAUCUAAGGUAACCAUAGAAGUCAAGUAUUUGAUCUUUGCCAACUCAACAAACUGGUUGUAUAAUAUAUCACAUGAUCAAAAGGCUUUCUUCUUGUUCAAAACUAAUGUAUCUUUUAGGUCAAAUUAUGCUAUUAGACUCCAUAUUUUAAUUUGAUCAAUUUUAAUUCUUAUCCAA
Messenger RNA from Gossypium raimondii (Peruvian cotton), 3234 nucleotides. RefSeq names its product receptor-like protein EIX1. The transcript is spliced from 2 exons. The coding region runs from base 82 to 3009 and encodes 975 amino acids. Lineage: Eukaryota; Viridiplantae; Streptophyta; Magnoliopsida; Malvales; Malvaceae. Gene Ontology annotation, molecular function: protein binding. The record is from RefSeq and is a predicted model, not a curated record.